AUGCCAAGCUUCUAUGGCGAAACGGUAGCACGGGAGGGAGACAUGGUGAAUGUGAAAUUCGUGUGCAAGACACUGGAUGGUGAGGUGCUUCAUGCAUCUGGCAAUGAUGAUGUGUUGACCUUUGAAGUUGGUGCUGGGAACUUCGUUGGAAAUCCUCUCUUCAAGGGUUUUGAUGAGGCCGUGAAGGGAUUGGCAGUUGGCCAAAGCCGCACAGUACAGUCAGCACCAAUGGCAAAGACCGAUGAAAUGAUCUUCCGAGUACCCAAGGACCAUGAGGAGAUUCAGAGACUCACGAAAGAGCAAGGAGGAGAGCUCAAAGCGGGAGCUGUUGUUGUGCUUGCGAACGGCGGCCCUGCUGAGAUUCUAGAGGUUGGCAAGGACUUUGUUGUGAUUGAUGCAAACCAUCCUCUGGCUGAGCAAAUUAUUGAGUUCGAAGUGGAGCUGGUCUCCAUCAGUGAGCACAGCAUCCCUUAG
Molecule: messenger RNA, 474 nt
Organism: Closterium sp. Naga37s-1
Lineage: Eukaryota; Viridiplantae; Streptophyta; Zygnematophyceae; Desmidiales; Closteriaceae
Source: the annotation of a GenBank genome assembly